AUGGGGUUGUUUGCGCGCCGGGAUAUACCUGCAGGCACUCUGAUCCUGCGUGAGCCGAGUGCUGGGUGCCUCGCGCGGCCAACGGGCUAUUAUGAUGACAAAGUUCCCAUCUGCGCCAAUGCCGAUGUGGCCAUCCGACUGCUACAGGCGGCACCAGAACUAGCGGACCAGGCAUGGCGCCAACUCCAGCCGCGCCAACACGAGUUCAACGCCUCGGACCCCAUCCGCACGCUGCAUCAGGCCGACCUCGAGUUGUCGCUACGUUACAUGCGCGCCAAGCUCAAGGCGCAGCCUCCCGUGCAAUCCUCGGGCGAGCUUCAACGCCUGGUAGCCAUUUGCAUGUACAACUGUUUUCUCACAGAUCAUGAACGACAACCCGGGUUUGACGUGCUUGGUCUUUGGCCCCAGGCGGCGGCCAUCAACCACAGCUGUCGUCCCAACGCCACACAUUAUUUGGACGCGUCUGCCCCCAUGAAGCCGCGCGAGUCGGGUGCCGAUCUGCCCCCAGAGGGUGGCACUAUGAUCAUACGCAGUGUGUCUGAUAUCGCCCGGGGCGAGCCUAUCACUAUCAGCUAUGUCGAGCUGGGUGACCCUUGGCCUGUGCGCCAGGAGGCGCUGCGCACCGGAUAUGGGUUUGCCUGUACCUGUAUUCGCUGCACAGAAGAAGCGGCGCUUGAUUCGGAGCAAUCCCUGCCGGGAUCUAAGCCAAAGCUCGAGGUUGCUGCUCACGCGAAUGGGGUCUCGCUCGAGCAACUCGGGCGAGCGCUCGAAGCACCAGCAGAGCUCCAGGUGCGCUUGCUCAGUGCCCUGCACGCCAAGGCAGCUGAGGGUCCAGCGUCGCCGGGCGCACAGUGUGUCCGUUACCAACUGGCACUUCGACUAGGACAGAUUUUAGCACGGGGUACGCCUUCGGAACGUGCGACGGCUGUACAGCUGCUGUCCCAGGCAUGGGACCUUGGUGCCACUUUUAUGCCUCCUGGCUGGCCGGCGCAAUCUACGGUAGCCCGUUAUUUGGUGCGUCUCACGACCGAGUUGGGCUCUACCGCGGCCCACCACGCGUGGGUAACGCGCUUUGAAUCAUCUCGUGCGCUUUGCCGUGGUGGUCGUUGCACUCGAUGUGAGGCCUACGGGCUGUGUCCGGGACCGGCCAACGCGCUCUGUUUGGCUUGUCAACCAACUCCAAUUCAAACUCAUGAUUGA
Molecule: messenger RNA, 1200 nt
Organism: Monosiga brevicollis MX1
Lineage: Eukaryota; Choanoflagellata; Craspedida; Salpingoecidae
Exons: 2
Coding region: 1-1200 (399 amino acids)
Cellular component (GO): nucleus
Molecular function (GO): protein binding
Source: RefSeq, a predicted model, not a curated record